Molecule: messenger RNA, 1598 nt
Organism: Lotus japonicus
Lineage: Eukaryota; Viridiplantae; Streptophyta; Magnoliopsida; Fabales; Fabaceae
Product: putative F-box/FBD/LRR-repeat protein At4g26350
Exons: 2
Coding region: 26-631 (201 amino acids)
Source: RefSeq, a predicted model, not a curated record
UGGGUUUCCAAAGCGUCAGAAUUUUAUGGAGCUUCUUUAUGGAUGUCCUAUUCUUGAAGAUUUGCAAGUGAAGCUUAUAUCCUUUGAUCCCUCUGAUCCCUCUUCAUUUGAGGGCAUGGUUAAAACUUUACCAAAGUUGGCCCGGGCACAUGUUUCUUCCUUCACUUAUGAUGAUAUUCCUUUGGAAGCAUUUUGUAAUGUAGAGUUUCUGCGCCUCGACAAGUACUGCGAUGUAAACGUAAACAAUCUUGUGUUUCCCAAUUUAAUUCAUAUGGAGCUCAUCUUGGGACGCAAAUUUAAAUGGAGCUCGGUGCUUGAUUUGCUCAGUCAUUGCCCUCAACUUCAAACUUUUGUCCUUGAAAACCUACAUGGUCGUGACAGGGGUUGGCCAGACUCACUCGCUGUUCCUGAAUGCUUUGUGUCACGGCUCUGGAAGUGUGUUUUUAAAAAUUUUACUGGCCUGAAAGGUGAGAUGAAAUUUGCAAAGAUUGUUAUGCGUAAUUCGACAUCCUUACGUACCAUGACAAUUUGCAGUGGACCUAGCUUAUUUCAUCAUCAGAAGCUUGAAAUGAUAACUGAAUUAGCCUCAUGCCCAAGAAGCUCGGUAACUUGUGAACUUUUAUUUAAGUAAUUGAUAUGCUUGUUAGUAGUUAAAAACCAUUCCUUGAUAAAUGCAUUUGUAAUUCGUUCUGAAUAUUAUGUUCUGCUGAUUUUGGUGCUUUUGAAGACAAACAAACUAUGUGUCCUUGUAGUUGUUGGUACCUCCUUGGGUAUUUCUUAUCUAUUGCUGUAACUUUUGAAUAUGUAACAGAAACUAAAAUAGGAAUGUAUUUUUAAAUUAGUUAUGCUGAUGUUUAUCCUUGUGUGUCUUAGCCCCUUUAAUUGGGUGCUGGCUUUGAUGUCUUAUUAAAAAAGUUGAACACUCGUGCUGAGUUUUUUUUACUCAUUAUAACCUGUGGAAGCAGCCAAACAGAGAAGGUAUUCUCGGGUCUAAAUAUGUGGCUCACCUAGGAAUUUUCUUCUUCCUUCUAUAUCUUUCACCUGUUUCAGUCUUUGCAUUAUGUAUUUUUUUUGCUGGACCGGUGUUCUUGGAAAGAGGCACGGUAGUUUAUGUUUUUGGGGUCUAUAUAUGUAUAGAUGCAUGGUUCUUUUCAUUUUUAGCUUUUGGUGGUGUGGGUGUGUAGAAAGAAAAAUUUGAAAGUGGUUAUUUGUGUUGUUAAAUUGAUAUAAGAUGACACAGCAACUAUUUGGGGACUUGGGAAGAGCAUGGUCUGAGUUUGCAGUCAUUCCUUGGUUUAUCUUGUAAUGCUUUGCUUAUUAUGUUGAGGAUUAAAUUAGUUUUGGUUUUUAAAGCUGAAGAAAAUGUGUGAAUUACAGAGAAAGAAACCUGUAGAAUAUUUUCAGUCUUGUGAAAUUUGGCCAAUUGGACACGGCAGAAGAUAUAUACAUUUAUAGGUACAAGGAAGUCAUUGGAAAGGUGUAUUGAUCAAUGCUUUUUCUGAUGUUGGACUGGUUAUAGUAGCCAUUAGUUAUGUGGUUGAAGUGAAACUAGCUGGCUUGCCAGGGCAUACAGUUGUAGAUAAUUCUUUGAUCAAGUU